Hevea brasiliensis (rubber tree) is the source of this 1898-nucleotide messenger RNA. RefSeq names its product inositol-tetrakisphosphate 1-kinase 1. Gene Ontology annotation, biological process: inositol trisphosphate metabolic process. Gene Ontology annotation, cellular component: cytoplasm. Bases 299 to 1321 code for a protein of 340 amino acids. The record is from RefSeq and is a predicted model, not a curated record. Gene Ontology annotation, molecular function: inositol-1,3,4-trisphosphate 5-kinase activity; inositol-1,3,4-trisphosphate 6-kinase activity; inositol-3,4,5,6-tetrakisphosphate 1-kinase activity. The transcript has a single exon. Lineage: Eukaryota; Viridiplantae; Streptophyta; Magnoliopsida; Malpighiales; Euphorbiaceae.
UUUUUAAAUCCAUAAAAACCUCAAGCCUCCCGAAUCCCCAUAUCAUCUUUCCUGAGAUUUCCCACGCGCUGAGCGGCACGUUCUCUGUCUCUCUUCACCUUCAGGAGCAAAAGGCCAAAGCCAGAACCUGCCUGCCCUCCGCAUCCUCUUCUCUCUUUAUAUUAUAGCUCACAAAACCUCUCUGCACUUUCUCUUCACUGCUCUAUAGAGCUUUUCAUUCUCUGAGAAUCUCAAAUUGUUUUGUUUUAGUUUCUUGUUUCUUUGUUUUCUCUGGUUUCUUACCUGCCAAAAGGCAACCAUGUCAAUCCAGGCGAAACGGCACCGCAUAGGCUACGCACUGGCGCCAAAGAAAGUGCAGAGCUUUAUCCAGCCCUCCCUCAUUAGCCACGCGAGUCGCCACAACGUCGAUCUGAUCGCCAUCGAUCCUUCAAAAUCCCUAAUUGAACAAGGGCCAUUUGAUUGUGUCAUUCACAAAUUGUAUGGCCUAGAUUGGAAGCUGCAACUGGAGAAGUUCUAUUUGGAAAACCCUAAGGUUCCCAUUAUUGAUUCUCCUGAUUCCAUCGAGAGGCUGCACAAUCGAAUUUCUAUGCUCGAAGUUGUCAGUCGGUUAAAUAUACCUAAGAGAAGCCAAGUGUUGGAUGUGCCUAAACAGGUUGUUGUUUUGGAUUCGGAGAAUUUGAAGGGAAAUGGUGUAGUUGGGGAGAUAGGGUUUCCUUUAGUAGCGAAACCAUUAGUAGCUGACGGGAGCGCAAAAUCCCACAAAAUGUAUCAGAUUUUUGACAGUGAAGGGUUGAAGAGGCUAGAUGCUCCUAUUAUAUUGCAGGACUUUGUGAACCAUGGUGGCGUGAUUUUCAAAGUUUAUGUGGCUGGUGACUACGUGCAAUGUGUAAAGAGGAAGUCAUUGCCUGAUAUAUCCCAGGAGAAAUUAGCCACAUUGAAGGGCUCCUUAUCAUUUUCUCAAAUUUCGAAUUUGACUGUGCGAGGGAAGAAUGAGGGCUUUGGUGAUGUAGUUGAUCUUGAGAAAGUGGAAAUGCCGCCGUUGGGAUUUGUCGAGGAGAUAGCCAGGGCAAUGAGGCGGGAAACGGGGCUUAAUUUGUUCAACUUUGAUGUUAUUAGGGAUGCUAAAGAUAGGAAUAGGUAUCUUGUCAUUGAUAUAAACUAUUUUCCGGGCUAUGCCAAGAUGCCAAAUUAUGAGUCUGUUUUGACAGAUUUUUUCCUGGAUCUUGUCCACAAUAACAAUAGUAGAGAAAUGCUUACUGGAAACAUUGAGGAUGGAGAGCAGGAAAGCUAUAUUGGUGGGCUGAAGGGAAACAAUGAUUGAGUUUGCUCAAUGAAUUCUUCUUCUAAAGUAUGGAUGUCUUCCUGGUUGAAGGGUUCAGUCAUCUUCUGCCUUUGGAAGCCUGUUUGGCAUUUCGUGCUUAUUAUGUACAUCCCGUCUGCUGCCAAAUAUAGGUACUUUUUAAGUACUUGACGUUUCAGGAAGGCCAAAGUUUGAAGGAAAAAUCUGUUGCCAUUGUUGCAAACCUUGUGGUUGUCUGCAGAAAUGUUGGGACGGUUGAUGCAAAUUACCUUUUCUUCUAUAUUUUCCUUUGCCUUGCUUUGUUAGUGUUUAGUUCACUUUUGACUUUUGCUUUUACCAUCAAUCUUCAUCAGUGUUGCUUGUUUUGUUUUUCUGUCUAUAUUUUAAUUUCCUUAAGAGCAAUGCUGUAGAAAUGACUUUCUUGACAUCAUGUAGUUAAAUACCUGUUAACUGACUAGUUUGCCCGGAAAUCAUUUCCAGGUGAUAAUCACUGGUUCUAAUGCUUUGAUUAUGAGACUUUAGUUUAGGAAAUGGCCGUAUCCGGUUUUUCCAUGAGUGUAACAUUUUGAAUAUGAAUAAUUAUUUAUUUUUGUGUUGA